CUGCUGACGCGUCGCCGCGAUCCACCGUUUGUUGACAGCCGAUCCACUUCCGUCCCGUGCUGUCAAGCGACCAUCUUUCUUUUCUGAUUCGUGCUGUGCUAGAAACGCCCCAAAGGUCAGCAAGAUGCAGUUGCAUAUUCGUGGACUUAAUACCCACGUCCUGGACGUCCAGCCCCAGGAAUCCAUCAGCCAGAUCAAGGCCCGCCUGGCCGCGCUCGAGAAUGUCGAAGACGCCGCCCACCUGGUCCUGUCCUGCGAGGGUGCCAUCCUGGCCACCGAUGCCCUGGUGACCGAUCUGUCCUCCAUCGAGCUGGACCUGACCAUCCCACUGCUGGGAGGUAAGGUGCACGGUUCCCUCGCCCGUGCCGGUAAGGUCAAGGGUCAAACCCCCAAGGUCGAGAAAAAGGAAAAGAAGAAGAAGAAGACCGGCCGUGCCAAGCGUCGCAUCCAGUACAACCGCAACUUCGCCAACGUGGUGCAGGCCUUCGGACGCCGCCGCGGACCGAACGCCAACUCGACGUAAAACGGUUGAGACAUGGUGGUGGCCUCGAGUGUGUGUGCUGGGCACGGAGAGUGUUGGAGUUUGUAAAAGUGUUGGAAUUUCGCUGAAUGCGAUCGUCCGCACAAGAAAAUAAACGGAAAUCCUUUAUUAUUUAAGAUGUA
Messenger RNA from Aedes aegypti (yellow fever mosquito), 663 nucleotides. RefSeq lists its product as uncharacterized. The coding region runs from base 125 to 523 and encodes 132 amino acids. Gene Ontology annotation, cellular component: ribosome; cytosolic small ribosomal subunit. NCBI's taxonomy places the organism in Eukaryota, Metazoa, Arthropoda, Insecta, Diptera, Culicidae. The transcript has 3 exons. Gene Ontology annotation, biological process: translation. Gene Ontology annotation, molecular function: protein binding; structural constituent of ribosome. The record is from RefSeq and is a predicted model, not a curated record.